Messenger RNA from Tyto alba (common barn owl), 7312 nucleotides. RefSeq names its product cyclin D binding myb like transcription factor 1 (gene DMTF1). The transcript is spliced from 18 exons. Gene Ontology annotation, cellular component: nucleus. NCBI's taxonomy places the organism in Eukaryota, Metazoa, Chordata, Aves, Strigiformes, Tytonidae. Bases 3758 to 6061 code for a protein of 767 amino acids. The record is from RefSeq and is a predicted model, not a curated record. Gene Ontology annotation, biological process: regulation of transcription by RNA polymerase II. Gene Ontology annotation, molecular function: DNA-binding transcription factor activity, RNA polymerase II-specific; RNA polymerase II cis-regulatory region sequence-specific DNA binding.
GGUGGCGGAGCGCGGCGGGCUGAGCGGAGCGGGAGGCGGCCAUGUCCGGCCCCCUUCCGCCCCCCCCCCCCCCACCCUCACAUCCCUCAGCCGCCGCCGGACUGGGCUGGACCGGGCCGCGUUGGGCUGGCAGCUGAGCUGGCAGCGGUCUCGGCCAGCGCCGCCGCCCGCCGGGAGCACGGGAAAAUGGCGGCGGCGGCGGCGGCCCGGGACCAAAUGGCGGCGCUGGCGGCCGGGGGGCAGAAGGGGUCUGAGGCGGGCCCUGAGGCGCGGAGCCGCCGCCCCGGGGGCAGUGCCGGGGGCCGGGACAGGGCUGGCAGCGCCGCUGCCUCCCGCCGGCUUUGUGCCGCGGGCCGUUGUUCCCCGCCUUCCCGGGGCGCUGCGGGGCGGCGGGAUCGCUGCUCAGAAAGAAAUUUGGAAGGCGCGGGGAGGGGUGGGUCGCGGCAAAAUAGGGUAAAACUUGGAGAUUACCAAACCUCGACUCCCUUGGGAGGGGAGGGGGAGGGUGGUGUGCAGGUUUUGUCGUUUUUUGCUCUUUCUGUUUUAAACUCAAUUCCCUUUACCUUGAUGCCUGUAAUAAAAGGCCACUUGCACGAACGCGUUUAAAUCUCCCUAUUUCCCCACGCUGGGUGUGCGAUUGGGGUAUCCUAAGCUUGUGGCUUUCUUCUGUUUCGUGUCAUAAUCUUUCUUUCUUUCCAACGAGAGUUACGAUUUGAGGUUGCUUGGGGGUUUAUUUCUAAGUGGAAUCUGAAAUGUGUAACUUUGCCAAGAUCAGGGGUUUCAUCUAAAAGCGGUACCAGGCUUUUCUGCACUAGAGUUAUGCUCUCUGCUUUGCCAAAAUAAAAGGUUCUGGUUGGACAAGCCUUUUUUUCCUUUUUUUUUUUUUUUUUCUUUCUUUCUGAGGUCUCUUUUUUUCUUGGUCAUAGUGCACUUGGGCACAGUGAACCGUAUUACGCUUCUACUAGGUACCUCUUUAGCUGACAGACAGUAUUUGUAUGUAUUUAUUCACAAAGAGUUAAAAUUGUUCAGCCCCACCUGGCCCUUGUAAGUUAGGUGUUGAAGUAACCUAGAAAAUGCUUUUUGUUUGCCAGUGCUGCUCUAGCUGUAGAUGUAAGUUGGCUUCUUGUCAGCAUCAUCAAAAUACCUUUGCAAAACCAGGAGCUGUAGGUUUUACAAUGAGAUGGAUGCAUCUCAUUUAAAUUCUCAUUUCCAUCAAUCCACGUGAAUAUAAUAAUGGCAACAAUUACAUGCUUGUUUUUCAGGCACUUACUGAAAGUUUCUACAUGAUGUUUUAUGACUUACCAAUAAGAUUGAACCUUAAAUAGAAUGCCUAAAAAUACUGAUUUUCAGCUUAACCACUCAAUAUUAUAGAAGGUGGAUAUACAAAAGACAAAGACCUCCAUGUGUUGGUACUGUAUUUUACAUUUUCUAAUAGUCUCUUAUUUAUGAGCAUUACUUCUACGCUCAUCUGUCCAUCAGAAAGCAACAGAGCGAUGGCUUUGUUUAUCAAACAUAAGCCUUGUACAAUUAGGAUAAGUCAACUUCUCGUUUUAUUUUAUGCUAGAUUUCUGCCUGUUGUUUAUAAAGGUGAAGUUGUUACUGGAAUGCUUAGGAUGAAACUGGAUUUACAUGAAACAAAAAGAAUGUUUUGGUACAUAUCAGUCUUACUAAGAUUUUUAUCCAUAGUCAUAACCUUGUGCCUAACAGCUAUUUUCUAUUACUGAGAAAGAAAACUUACAACUUUGUGUUUUUUCUUUUGAAAGAGCUUUUUUUUUUUUUUUUCUUUUUGCUCCCCUGUGCCUGUGUGACAUUGAAAGCAUGCUCAGUGUUUUUUAUUAAAAUAUCAAUGGAUAGACUAUAACUCAUGGAGUUCUGCCAAAUUUGGAUCGAUGUAAAUGAGAACAGUUUGUCCCAUUGUGUCUCCUAUAUAUUCCAUUCCUGUGGAUGGCCCACUUCUCUCAAUACCAUGGAUGAGUAGAAUGGAACUGUCCCUAAAGGACUGUGAUUUCAUGGUGAUACGGUUUAAUAAGUCUUAGUAUGCCAUGAACUCAGGUCUUUGGGUCCUUCUGUUUGCAGUCUAUCCGAUUUGGUCCCCUCUUACAUCCCUUGUUGCAGUUGUUAAUGACAAUUUCUUUGUGGUAGAAUUUAAAAUUUGAGCAGAACCCAUUUGGUAUGGAUGAAAGGUUUUUUGUUGAAUAAGAGCAUAAGAGAAUUGGCACUAGUUGAAUAGUAACAACUGAUUAUGUAUCAGAAGUAAUGACUUGGUAUAGAAUACACUAAACGUUCAGGCUGCCUUAAAUAUGAGGUAUAUGAGGUCCUGUGAUGACUUUUUUUCCUUUGUGUUACUCUUGAAUGAAUGCUUUGAAAUCCCAGUGCGUGCCAUGUGAUUGUUCCAGUUAAAUGCCUCAAUAGCAGGAAGCCUUCCUUAGUAAACUUGUAAUUUUUGCUUCUUGCAGAAUUUAGUGAAAUAUACUUUUACUUUUUGCCCAGUGUGGAAAGCGUGGCCUUUAAUAUAAUAUCAUGUAGAAAUUUUAAUAGAUUUACAACAGUUCACAGAAGACUAGCCUUAACGUUCAGUUAAUAGCUCGGUAUAAUGACAGAAUUCUGUCUGCAAAUACUAUUUCUUAGAAGUGUUUAAUUUUUACAGCCUACAGAAUGAUUGAGCCCAUCUGUCUGAUUAUUGAGAAUUACAGGAAUUUUGUAUUAAAAUGUUCAAUUUUGUAACUCGGUAUAAAAUAAUCUUUUGGGUUUUUUUCUGCCUAAAUCUGCUGCAUGUUUCCCAAAUAAAUAAGAACUGCUGUAUUAUGUGGCUUUAGUGGAAAAUUUGUAUUGGAAUUCUAUAUUAUUCUUGUAGGCAAAGUCUCUUCCUAUCUGUUUAGUUGCAUGUUGAAACCUGUUUAAAAUUGUAAUGCAACUCGUCAAAUUGUUGAAUUUGGUAAAUGCACCCAAAAAUCUAAAAAAAUCAAAAAAUGCUUAUUAAAUUUACACUGAUUUCUAAGUUGCUGUCUUAGAAAUUGAAGAUUAUGCUAUCUUCACUGAAUUUUGUAAUACACAUCCACACUGUUAGUGUCUGUGCAUCCAACAGCAUUCCCUUCCCCCACAAGCUAACACCCUCUUUCAGAACAGAAAAUAUUAGUGGUAGAUUGGUAUCUCUAAAGAAUGUGUUUGAAUCAAGGAUUAAAGAAGAGUCUUGGGUCAUGCAUUUAAAAUUAAAGCAAGCUUUUUGUUUCAAAUAGAAAGCAAUGCAUUUUCAAAAGCAUGCUUAGUGAAGUUAUGAAAAGAAGGUGGUAUUUUGGAGGUGAUGAGAUACUCAUGUUGUAAUUCUCACUAAUUAGGAAACACUGACUGUAAUUAACUUUGUAUUUAACUUUUUCAAGAGUAGACGUGUUCUGAAUAUGCAGGUGUCUGUAUUAAACAGAAUUCACAUGGCACAUCCUAAAAGACCUCUGCGGUGAUACGGCGUUGUCUAGCAUGGCUCCGGCUGUCAUCCAGUGAUAAAUGGAGGACACAGGGCGAGUCCGGUGUCGGUGCAGCCAGUAUCAGAGAAGCCUGCAUCAGAGGGCCUUGUCUCCUGCCACACCACUGGGCUUUCUCCACUGAGCUCACCGUAAACUCCCAAGUGUUCCCAUCCUUUGGUGGAAAUGCCACGUUUGGAUGCAUGGACCCCUUCCAUGUAGUAUCCUUUUCUCUUCUGACAUGGCAAACUGGUGAGGGAGUGGAUUCAAAUGUGCAAACCUAAUUACUUUGAGGUUUGAGUAUGAGCACAGUUGAAGAAGAGUCUGACACAGUGACAGUAGAAACCGUGAACUCUGUGACUUUGACUCAGGACACUGAAGGGAACCUUAUACUUCAUUGCCCUCAAAAUGAAGCUGAUGAAGUAGACUCUGAAGACAGCACUGAACCUCCACACAAGAGGCUUUGCUUGUCAGAGGAUGAUCAAAGCCUUGAUGAUUCCACUCCAUGCAUUUCUGUUGUUGCAGUUCCAAUUUCAGAAAAUGAUCAGAGCUUUGAGGUGACCAUGACUGCUACCACUGAGGUAGCUGAAGAUGAGAUUAACGAAGGAACUGUUACUCAGAUUCAGAUUCUUCAGAAUGAGCAGCUGGAUGAAAUUUCUCCAGUGGGCAAUGAAGAAGUGUCAGCUGUUAGUCAAGCCUGGUUCACAACCAAAGAGGACAAGGAUUCUCUAACAAAUAAAGGCCAUAAGUGGAAGCAAGGGAUGUGGUCAAAGGAAGAAAUUGACAUUUUGAUGAGUAACAUUGAGCGUUAUUUAAAGGCCCGUGGAAUAAAAGAUGCCACUGAAAUUAUAUUUGAAAUGUCAAAAGAUGAAAGAAAAGAUUUCUACAGGACAAUAGCUUGGGGUCUGAAUCGGCCUCUCUUUGCUGUCUAUAGAAGAGUUCUUCGCAUGUAUGAUGACAGAAACCAUGUCGGAAAGUAUACUCCUGAGGAAAUUGAAAAGCUUAAAGAGCUGAGAAUAAAGCAUGGUAACGACUGGGCCACAAUAGGAGCUGCACUGGGGAGAAGUGCUUCAUCUGUAAAAGAUCGAUGUAGAUUAAUGAAGGAUACCUGCAACACAGGAAAAUGGACAGAGAAAGAAGAAAAAAGACUAGCAGAAGUAGUGCAUGAGCUAACUAGCACAGAACCAGGUGACAUUGUCACACAAGGUGUAUCGUGGGCUGCCGUGGCAGAACGGGUCGGGACGCGCUCUGAAAAGCAAUGCCGCUCUAAAUGGCUCAACUAUCUCAACUGGAAACAAAGUGGGGGCACUGAGUGGACCAAGGAAGAUGAAAUAAAUCUGAUUUUGAGGAUAGCGGAACUUGAAGUUUCUGAUGAAAAUGACAUCAAUUGGGAUUUACUAGCUGAAGGAUGGAGUAGUGUUCGCUCACCACAGUGGCUUCGAAGUAAAUGGUGGACCAUUAAAAGACAGAUUGCAAACCACAAAGAUGUUUCAUUCCCUGUGCUGAUAAAGGGUCUUAAGCAACUCCACGAGAACCAAAAAAACAAUCCAGGGCACCAGCUUUCGGAGAACAAAUCUGGAAGUGGACUGCCAAACACUAAUUCCAGUUCGGGGGUUCAGCACGUGCAGAUUCGAGUGGCUCGCUUAGAGGAGAACGCAGGCAACGCACCAAGCCCUGUGGCAGCUUUGCAGAUUCCAGUCCAGAUUACACAUGUCUCCUCAACCGAUUCCCCUGCUGCUACUGUUGAUUCUGAGACAAUAACGCUAAACAGUGGAACACUACAGACGUUUGAAAUUCUUCCAUCUUUCCAUCUGCAGCCAACUGGAACACCAGGUACAUACUUGCUACAGACAAGCUCAAGCCAAGGCCUGCCUUUAACACUGACAACCAGUCCUACCAUGACCCUAACGGCUGCUGCUGCUCCAGCCUCCCCAGAACAGAUCAUCGUUCAUGCCUUAUCGCCAGAGCACUUGCUAAAUACAAGUGACAAUGUCACGGUGCAGUGCCACACGCCAAGUGUCAUAAUCCGCACCGUUGCUGCUGAAGGGAUCUCCUCCUCUGUCACUCAGGCAGAGCUUACUGUUGAUUCAGAUAUUCAGUCAGCUGACCUGACAGAUCCUCCCAACACCCUAGAAACAAAUACUUUCCCAGAUGAUAUCCAUCAGUCCAAGCUGAGUGAUGAAGAACAGCCAGCCUACAAUGAAGAUGAUGCUUCCAAAUUCAGCAGCAGGAAUAGUAGUGAACUGAUGGAUGGAGUUAUGGUAAGAACCGAGGAGGAAAUCUCAGAUGCCAGCCUGAAACGGGAAGAGGAUCCUCACUCUGAUUUACCCAGCACUUAUGUUACUGAGGACCUGGGUUCUCCAACGAUAGAAGAACAAGUUGAUCAGCCUACAAUAGAUGAUGAAACUGUACUUAUUGUUCCUUCUUCCCAUGGUUUUAUCCAGACAACAGAUGAUAUAGACAGCGAAUCAGUCUUGCCCCUGACAACUCUAACAGAUCCUAUCUUACAGCAUCACGGAGAUGGGUCACACAUUAUUGGCUCGUCAUUGGGCAGUCCUGACUCAGAAGAUUCGAAGGAUGUUGAAGAUUUAGUGAGCUGUCACUGAGAAGCAGUAAUUGUGUCCAUUUUCUAUUGACCAUGUUUGCAUUGUGAAAUUAGUUACAACCCAGUGCCACAUUUCCAAAGCAAGCAGUCAGUCUGUAUCUUUAAACAGAAACUUCCAGUUUGAAAUGACUACAGUGCACUUUCUCUGCUCAGGCUAUUUACCUCAUUUGUCAAGGGUUACAGAGCAGCCAACCGAAGCCUGAUGUACUGCGUCUCGGCCGGUGUGUUUCAGUGUUCAGAAGAACCUCUCUCUUGCAGUGCUCACUGCUACGAUCCACGUGGUCAGUUCCAAUCUGACUUGUUACUGGUGUGCUGAACCGCACAUCUGGGAAACUGGACAGAAGUCAAGGAUUGUGGACUGUAGCCUUUUAGUGCCACAGCAAGAAUUAGUUUGCACAUGUCUCAUGAAGAAUGGGUGAGGAUUUCUGCACUUACUGACUCUUGUAAUACAUGGAGUAAGAGACUGUUACAUUUCAGGAAGAAAUGUAUUCCAUCAAGGACUUCAGGGAGCAUGGGCAGCAUCAUGAAGAAAUGGUCUGUACUCCCAACUCAUCUGGCUUGUUAGUACGGCUACGGCAUUGGAAGAAGAUGCAGAUGUUUAUGUUCUGCUUGUUCCUGAGGAGUCCGUUGCUGGCAACAGACAGAACUCAGAAAGAUCACUUGCGGGAAAUCUUUUUCUGUUUUUUCUUUUCCUUCAUCACUACAGCAAGCUGAAUAAAAAGGGAAGGGCUAUGAGAAAGGGAAGCUACUGGGACGCCCCAGCCUCCCUCCACAAGCUUGUAACUUCUUUGAAGGUUUUCGUGGGUGGGCUGGAACAUUUGUGUCUCUCGCUGUUUACAUGACACUACCAGCCAGCUCUCCAGAGGUGAUUUAUGCAGCAGGUUAGUAGAUGGGGGGUGGUGUGGAAGUGGCAAAGUCUUGGAGAAACAAACAGCUCUCUGAGAAUUUGGGCAUAGGAUCCCGAGGUAAAGGAAGCCAAUUAAUUCCUACAUUCAAGGGUUUGAAACAGACACUAGGCUGAGCAGCAGCCUGUUAGCUAGGAAUUGAGAGAAAAAGCUAUAGAAACUAAAGACUCAUGUAUAAAUUAUUUUAUUUAUUUCUGUAAUUAGCUCUUCAUAAUCAAGAGUUGGUCUUUUUCAGUCUGUGGUUUUGUUAAUGUGAAAAAUAAGUUGUAGUUUCAAAUGGUUGCCUAGGGAACAGAAAUAAUUGUAUAUUCAGUUUAAACGAAAUAAAGAGUAUUUGUCGUACGUAA